GGCUCCUCCGCACGCCCAACCAGCGCCCGGACAGCAACGCGGCCUGUCAUUUCCCGCCAUCGGGGAGCUCGCCCCAAGCUGCUGAUCGACGUUCGCUUUAUCCGUCCUCGAGGGUGGCUGACUGUUUCUACCUCUGCUCUCUGCAAAAAAAAAUCGUGAAGCUGCUACGCUGCUCCUGCCUGCUCGUCCCUCACGCCUGUCCGCAUUAUCGCCAUGCGUCUCUUCGGUCGCAAGAGCUCUAAGCCCUCCAUCUCCCCCGGAGAGGCCCAUGCCAACCACUCCAAUGGCUCCCUGAAGUCUCCGGGGCCCCAUCCCCAGUCCUCCAACGGCACCAAGACUCCCGUCACCAUGCCCGAUAUUCCUCUCCCCAAAGCCCCCGACCCUGCCCUCGACCCUGCCGCCUACCUCCGCAGCAUCUAUGCCGUCCGCGAGCGCUCCCGCCUGGUCCUCGAGAAGGCCAAAAAGAACCAGCUGAAGCACUUCGCCGUGGACAUGACUAAGUUCCAGGACACAGCCGGCUAUGUGGUCUCCAUCAUCAAGCGGGACUAUGCACCCGACUAUGCUUCAAUUCCUCCCCACGGCCGAUGGCAGCACUUCGAAGUCGGAGGCCGUCCGCGCAUCGACCAGCUUAUGCAAUCAUGGCCCUUGACUGUCGACAAUCAGGAACGCACGCGUCGUCUGAUCGAUCUCUUCCUCGUGUCUGUCCUCCUUGAUGCCGGCGCCGGGACCAAAUGGCAAUACCGGAGCAAAGAAUCGGGAAAGAUCUACCGACGAAGCGAAGGCCUGGCAGUGGCCAGUCUCGAGAUGUUUAAGGCCGGUCUUUUCAGCAGCGAUAAGUCUGAGCCUUGCCAGGUUGACAGUGCUGGCCUGAAAAAAUUAGACGUCAAGGCGAUAGCCCGCGGGCUUCAGGUUACCGAGGAUAACCCCAUUGACGGUCUGCAGGGACGCACAGGUCUCUUGUUGAGGUUGGCCGACGCGCUGCAGAACCAGGAAAUUUUUGGACUGGAAGCUCGACCUGGGAACAUGCUCGACUAUCUGCUCUCACACCCCUCGACACAAGCCUCCUCUGUCCCGAUCAUCCCGCUCCCCACCUUCUGGGACGUGCUGAUGGAUAGCUUGUCUCCUAUCUGGCCGUCCACGCGCACCCAGAUCGACGGCAUUUCUAUUGGUGAUGCUUGGCCGUGUUCGGUCAUGCCGUCACACCCAACACACCCCUGGGAAAACAUUGUGCCAUUCCACAAGCUCACUCAAUGGCUGGCUUAUUCAUUGAUGGUACCCAUGACAAAGCUGCUCCAUGUUCACUUCGCCGGGGCCGAAUUAUUGACUGGCCUUCCAGAGUACCGCAAUGGCGGUCUCCUUAUCGAUACCGGUCUUUUGACCUUGAAGCCUGAGGACGCCAAGCGAGGGCUCCAACAGUAUCAGCGAAACGCCCAGGUAAAGGGACAGCCUAACAUGGAGGUUGUUCCACUCUUCAUGGCAGAGGAUGAUGUGAUUGUGGAGUGGCGCGCAGUCACUGUAGGCUUCUUAGAUGAACUCUUGGCAGAAGUCAAUGCAUUGCUCGGGCUAAGGGGACAUGAAAAACUGAGCUUGGCUCAGAUGCUUGAAGCCGGCAGUUGGAAGGGAGGUCGAGAAAUUGCUGAGGUGUCGCGACCGAACACGAAAGAACCACCCAUCAUGAUAUUGUCCGACGGGACCGUUUUCUAAGAUACCCUUAAGUUCUGUUUUAUUGCCUUCAUUGAUGCCGCGACACGCGGGAACAUCACCGACUCGUGUUCUCCCGCGACCUCGUCUCCUCAGUGAGUGAGAUGGUGUGAUUCAUCAUCGCUUUUGGCGGCUCCUUUUCGUGUUCAUAUUUGUGGCAUGUACUCUGGCAUCUCUUUCUUGCUUAAGAUGGGCUGCAACCUACAUGCCCUUUGAUUCUGUCGACCCCUUGUUUUCUGCUUCUACGGCAUUUGUAAGAAAAUCUGGAUUUCGAGUUAUACAGGGAUUUGGCAUGCGGCCUAGGCUUAAACUGCGUCUGGUGGUCACUGGGAGUUCAUGAAGUCAGUAGUCUAUAAUUCAUAAG
Messenger RNA from Lindgomyces ingoldianus, 2065 nucleotides. Its product is annotated as DUF1688-domain-containing protein. The record is from RefSeq and is a predicted model, not a curated record. The transcript is spliced from 4 exons. Bases 214 to 1704 code for a protein of 496 amino acids. Lineage: Eukaryota; Fungi; Ascomycota; Dothideomycetes; Pleosporales; Lindgomycetaceae.